Xiphophorus hellerii (green swordtail) is the source of this 859-nucleotide messenger RNA. It is a transcript of the gene psmb6, whose product is annotated as proteasome 20S subunit beta 6. The record is from RefSeq and is a predicted model, not a curated record. Gene Ontology annotation, cellular component: proteasome core complex; cytoplasm. Lineage: Eukaryota; Metazoa; Chordata; Actinopteri; Cyprinodontiformes; Poeciliidae. The coding region runs from base 37 to 765 and encodes 242 amino acids. The transcript has 7 exons. Gene Ontology annotation, molecular function: threonine-type endopeptidase activity.
CUUUACUCAGUGUUGAGCUAAGUAAGAGUAAAAAAAAUGGCGGCCGCAGCGUCUAUGAUGCCGAUCUUCGGUCAUCACAUUUCCUCGAAAAAUGACCUGGUUCCGGACUGGAGCAGGGAGGAAGUCAGCACAGGGACCACCAUCAUGGCGGUGGAGUACGAUGGAGGAGUGGUGAUUGGAGCCGACUCCCGGACCACCACAGGAGCUUACAUCGCCAACAGAGUGACAGACAAACUGACCCGAAUCCACGACAGGAUCUACUGCUGCAGGUCUGGAUCGGCUGCAGACACUCAGGCCAUCGCUGAGGUUGUUUCCUACCAGCUGGGCUUCCACAGUGUGGAGCUGGACGAGCCCCCCCUGGUGGAGACGGCGGCCAACCUGUUCAGAGCCAGCUGCUACCGGUACCGAGAGGAGCUGAUGGCUGGGAUCCUGGUGGCCGGCUGGGACCGCAGGAAGGGAGGACAGGUGUACUGUGUUCCCAUUGGAGGAAUGCUGGUCCGUCAGCCCGUGGCGGUGGGCGGCAGCGGCAGCACCUACGUCUACGGCUUCAUGGACUCCAACUACAAACCGGGCCUGAACAAGGACCAGUGUCUGGAGCUGACUGCCUCAGGUAAGGCUGUCGCAGGGCAUGCUGGGAGCUGGAGUCCUCAGGAUCUGACAUUGUGUGUGUUGCAGCUCUGUCUCUGGCCAUGGAGAGGGACGGCUCCAGCGGCGGCGUCAUCAGGCUGGCCUCCAUCUCUGAGGACGGCGUGGAGCGGCGGGUAAUUCUGGGAGACCAGCUGCCCCGGUUCUCCACUCACUGAGUGCGCUCACUUCCUCUGUUCGUGUUACAUGUGUUAAUAAAGGUUUCAGUCUGUUA